Molecule: messenger RNA, 2409 nt
Organism: Colletotrichum chrysophilum
Lineage: Eukaryota; Fungi; Ascomycota; Sordariomycetes; Glomerellales; Glomerellaceae
Exons: 4
Coding region: 1-2409 (802 amino acids)
Biological process (GO): nucleoside metabolic process
Molecular function (GO): catalytic activity; protein binding
Source: RefSeq, a predicted model, not a curated record
AUGGUGUCUCGACACGAUCGGCAAGAAAAUGAGGACAACCCUGCCAUUCACUACGGGUUGAUUGGUUCCGCAAAUAAGGUGAUGAAGAAUGCCGAAAUACGAGACAAGCUUUCGGCGAAAAAGGGUAUCUUGUGCUUUGAGAUGGAAGCGGCCGGCCUGAUGAACCACUUUCCGUGUUUGGUCAUCCGUGGUAUAUGCGACUAUGCCGACUCCCACAAGAACAAGGAAUGGCAAGGGUUUGCAGCGAUGAGUCUAAAGCUUGGCGAAGCUGAGGAUCUGUCUAUCGCCCUCAAUCCUCAUUUCCUUGUGCCGUUCCCCUCCGAUCCUGAUUUUGUGGACCGAUCCGACAUCUGGACAUGGAUGGAAAGGCAGUAUGCCGGACCCGAGAGCCGUUUUGCUCUUGUGGGUCUGGGCGGAUUUGGCAGCAGCAAGUCCCAGAUGGCCAUACGAUUCGCUCACGAAGUCCACGCCACCUCACCCCAAACCAGCGUCUUCUGGGUUCACGGCAGCACGAAAGCGACAUUCGAAGAGUCUUACCGCUCCAUAGCUAAUAUCUUGGCACUGCCCCAUCGCCACGACCCCGACGUCAAUAUCCUAGGGCUAGUCCGUGACUGGCUGCAGAGAGAGGAUACAAGCCGGUGGCUAAUGAUUGUCGACAAUGCAGAUGACUUCAAGAUGCUAUUCUCGAAUAAUGGCAGUGGCAAUGACGCCAAGAUACCAACAGCUUCGUACCUGCCCAAUAAGGAUAACGGCAAGAUCCUGUUUACGUCCCGCAGCUGGGACGCUGCGGAGAGGCUAAUAGGUAACGGCAAGAUGAUCCAUCAAGUCCCGACAAUGGAGGAGGCGCAGGCGCUACUUCUUCUCCAAAAGAAACUAGGCCAAGGUGUCGACGAAACUGCCGCGCUGCGCUUGAUUCACACCCUCGACUAUAUCCCGCUGGCUGUGAACCAAGCAGCAGCGUACAUCUUCAAACGAAGUCCCCGGGUGACCGUCCAAUCAUAUUUGGACGAAUUCCAGAAGAGUGAAAAGCGGAAGGGCACUCUGCUUCGCAGUGAUAGAGGCGAUAUCCGACGAUAUGAAGGCGUCUCUAAUUCUGUUCUGGUAACGUGGCAGGUAACGUUUGAACAGAUCAAACGGGAGCAGCCUCGGGCGGCCAAUCUUCUUUCGCUCAUGAGCUACUUCCACGCUCCAAAUAUUCCCGAUUAUAUGUUGUACAACUACAACAGCAGUAGCAUAGGUGCGGAGAGUGACGAUGACCACAAGGAAACCAGUGACGAGGACUUUGAGGAUGACCUGGAUGUGCUCCGGGGCUACUCACUCGUUACCAUGACAGCUAUGCCAGGUUUCUCAGAGAUGUACUCGCUAGUGCAAUUUUGCACCAAAUGUCAAACGCUUAUGCCCCAUGUAGAGCCGCUAUUGGACAAAGAGCCGUCGGAAGAAUACGAUCGGCUGCAAUGGAGCAGGUUGCUGACGAAUGUGUCUUGGUACUUGGUGAUGCUUGGCAACUAUUCCAGGGCGGAGAUCUUAGUUCAAGACGCUAUUAGAACCAGGAGGGAAAUACAAGGGGAGGAGCAUUCCUCGACGCUGGCCAGCAUGGCUAACCUGGCGUCGACGUACUGGAUGCAAGGCCGAUGGAAAGAGGCCGAGGAGCUGUUUUUACGUGUAAUGGAGACGGACUUGAGGGUGUUUAGAGAGGAGUAUCCCUCGGCGCUGACGAGCAUAGGAAACCUGGCGUCAAUAUACAGUAACCAAGGCCGGUGGAAGGAGGCCGAGAAGCUGCAAGUAAAGGAACUGAGUAUUUCCACAACAGUACUUGGAGAGGAGCAUCCCAACACGCUGACGAGCAUGGCCAACCUGGCGUCGACGUACAGGGACCAAGGCCGAUGGAAGGAGGCCGAGGAGCUGUUUUUAGGGGUAAUGGAGACGAGCUUGAGGGUGCUUGGAGAGGAGCAUCUGCACACGCUGACUAGCAUGGGUAACCUAGCGUUAACGUACAUGAACCAAGGCCGGUGGAAGGAGGCCGAGGAGCUGGGGGUGUGGGUGAUGGAGACGUUCAAGAGGGUGCUUGGAGAGAAUCAUUCCGAUACGCUAACGAGUAUGGCCAACCUGGCGUCAACAUACAGUAACCAAGGCCGGUGGAAGGAGGCCGAGGAGCUGGAGGUGCGGGUGAUGGAGACGAGAAAGAUGGUACUUGGAGAGGAGCAUCCCGACACGCUGACGAGCAUGCAUAAUCUUGCCUUUACUUGGAAAGACCAGGAACGAUGGAAAGAUGCAAUUGAGCUUUCAAAGAGCUGUGUUCGCCUCAGGGGGAAUGUCCUUGGUGUGGACCAUCCAGACACGAUAUCUUCCGCAUCAGCCCUGUCAGACUGGGAGCUAGAUUUCGGGGAAACUAGCCGCAAGGUUCCAUGA